ACAGACCCAACUUAUUCCAUCCUCUGUUUCAUUCACCAUGACACAUUCCAUUCUGUUGCUUGGACUUCUGAUAUUAGCAUACUUUAGUGGUUCUCAAGCUGAAAAUACCUUUUCACAGUACUGGAAAGAGAAUAUUGGUCUUCCACUCCCUCCACAUUGGUUAGCUGCAAAAGCUUCUCCAUUAAACCUCCAUCAAUUGGCAAUUUAUAUGCAACUUAUGGAGGAAAAUGAAUUGGCUUCUCACCUCCAUUCAUUCUGUAAGCAAGCUAAUGUUGCUUGUUCUACAAAUAUCCAGGUGAAAAAGACAACAAAUGACACAACCCUACCACCAAUUGCUCAAUGGAAUAAUGAUAGAAUUGUUUAUGAACACUCUCCAAAUGAUACACCCCUAUCAAUUGCCAAACAAGGGGGAUUGCCAUUUUUUCGAGAAUCAAUGGUAAAAGAAGGAGGUUUCAUGCUUGUCCCUGAUUUAAGAGACCCAAUUUCAUAUAAAUCAUUCUUGCCAAGACCUCUGGCAUCAAAAAUCCCAUUUUUCUAUUCCCAAAUCGAGGAAUUAAAGAAGCUUUUUGGUGUAGUAGAUGAAUCAAACAUGGAUGAGUAUAUUCAAAAUACCCUUGAGACAUGUGAAAAAAGCCCCAUUCAAGAUGAGCACAUCUGUGUGAUUUCCGUCGAAGAUCUCAUUGAUUUUAUUGUCAAGAAAUUAGGGCAUCACAUAUGUGUAUGGAGUACUGAAAGCAUCGAAGGAUCUUAUGAGAAUGUCACAAUUGGAGCUGUGAAACUCAUAUAUGGAAACCUCUCCGAACCACCAGUGUUAUGUCAUAGUCAGCCAUUUCCAUUUCAAGUCUAUUAUUGCCAUGUUUUGCAGGAAGUAAAAAUAUAUGCGGUUGAUAUGCAUGCUCGAAAGAAAAUGAAUCAUGCGAUAAUGGCAUGCCACUAUGACACAUCAGCUUGGAACCCAAACCAUAAUGCUUUUAAGUUGUUGGGUUAUGGUCCAGGAUUAAUUGAAGUCUGUCAUUGGAUAAACGAGAAUGCAUUGGUCUGGACAAAGAAUCUCUAG
This is a messenger RNA of Telopea speciosissima, 1057 nucleotides long. Its product is annotated as polygalacturonase non-catalytic subunit AroGP2-like. The record is from RefSeq and is a predicted model, not a curated record. The transcript is spliced from 2 exons. Bases 38 to 1057 code for a protein of 339 amino acids. NCBI's taxonomy places the organism in Eukaryota, Viridiplantae, Streptophyta, Magnoliopsida, Proteales, Proteaceae.